CUUAGCUAGUAGUCACGUGCUAUGCGGCAGUCCCUAGCUCGCUAGCUCCAACCUCAGACUUGUGCUUACCUAAGUCGACACCGAUCGAACUGGCUGCCAAGAACCACACACAAGAACUUUUUGGACCUCCACAAAAGACCGUCAAUUCAUUACGACCAGCGACCUCGAUCUUCCGACCACAACACAACGCAGUCCUGACCUCAAGAUGAAGUUUCUCAAGGUCGGCCGUGUGGCCAUCAUUACUCGAGGCCGAUAUGCCGGAAAGAAGGUCGUCAUCAUUCAACCAGUCGACCAAGGCACCAAGCAACACCCAUUCUCCUACGCUCUGGUCGCAGGCAUUGAGCGCUACCCUUCGAAAGUCACUCGUCGCAUGGGCAAGAAGCGAGUCGAGAAGCGAUCCAAAGUCAAGCCAUUCAUUAAGAUGAUCAACUACAACCACAUCAUGCCUACCCGAUACACCCUCGAAUUGGAAGGAUUGAAGAGCGUCAUCUCCAACGACACAUUCAAGGAGGUUUCUCAGAGAGAAGAUGCCAAGAAGAACGUGAAGAGGGCGCUGGAAGAGAGAUACCUGAGCGGAAAGAACAGAUGGUUCUUCACACCCUUGAGAUUUUGAGCGCAGUGUAGAAACGAGGUUGAUGGGGUUGGCAUUUUAUGGCGAUUCAACGGCAUGAUUUCUGGCCUCGCCCACGGGCGACAGAAAGCGGUUCAAUUUCAAGGAUCGGAAAACGAAUGAAAAGAUUUUCGAAUCAAAUGCUGGUAACUGUCAGCUGCGCCUUGCACAAUUCAUGUCUGCACAACGCCCGGUGCGAGAUUAUGGGAGGAUCAAAAGACCAUUGAGCGUGAUGCGAUCAAGUGCUGUUCACACCAAAUGAAAUGGUGCUGAAAUCAAUCGAAUGCCAAUAUUUAUCAGCAUUACUCCAGGUACAAGUCGUCCUUCAAGCGCUGCAAGUUUCUG
Molecule: messenger RNA, 955 nt
Organism: Exophiala xenobiotica
Lineage: Eukaryota; Fungi; Ascomycota; Eurotiomycetes; Chaetothyriales; Herpotrichiellaceae
Exons: 3
Coding region: 206-613 (135 amino acids)
Biological process (GO): translation
Cellular component (GO): ribosome; cytosolic large ribosomal subunit
Molecular function (GO): structural constituent of ribosome
Source: RefSeq, a predicted model, not a curated record